AUGCAGAGAGCGGAAGCUGCUGAAACCGAGUUGGCGGCGACUAAGAACGCCCUGGCAGCAGCGGUACUACAACAGGCGAAAACCGGAACAGCCCCCGGUAGAGGUACCAAGACGAAAGGAAAGCCAUUGGGGAUGGAUAGCACACCUGCAUUCACCCCAAAGAGAACCAGAUCAUCACCUGGAGAUGAAAGGCUCGCAGCACCCAAAAAACAAAAGAAUGCGGAUGCAAGACCGACGAACGAAGUGAUUAGCAGCGGAAAGGGUGAUUCCCCCUGGCGCGAGGUCCGGAACAGGAAGGACAGAAACAAAAAGGAUAGCGCUAAUACGCAAAAACCUAUCAGGAGGAGGAAGAAAGGUGAAGCGGUCAUCGUAAAAACCAGCGAAGACACGUACGCCGACGUCUUGCGGGCCAUGAGAACGGAUCCGCAACUCAAGGAGUUUGGUGAUGACGUCCAGAAGAUCAGACGAACCCAGGCAGGAGACAUGAUCUUCGAGUUGAAAAGAGACUCGAAAAACAGAAGCUCAGCGUAUAAAGAGCUUACAGAGAGAGUAAUGGGCGAAAAGGUGCACGUGAAAGCCAUGUGUCCCGAAGCGACGCUCCAAUGCAAGGAUUUGGACGAGAUCACCACCGAGGAUGAAGUGAGACUCGCCAUGAGGGAUCAAUGUAACUUGGAAGGCGUGGAAAUGACGGUACGCUUGAGAAGAGGACCGUUUGGAACGCAGGCAGCGUCGAUAAAGCUUCCAGUAGACGCAGCCAACAAAGCGAUGACCAUCGGCAAAAUCAAAGUCGCUUCGUCUGAAGUGGAAGCAAAGAUGCGAGCGCUAGAAGAAAAGCAGAAGCAACAGUAUGAAAAGAUGGAAGCAGAGAUGCAGCAACGAAAGAAGGAAAGUGAUAUGCAGCGUGCGUUCGAGCAGCAAAAGAUGAAGUUGGAGCUGCAGAUACGCGCUGAGGAAGAAGAGAUGCAAAGAGCUUGGCAAACGAAAAUGCUCCAGAAGAAAAAGGAGCAGAUUCGGCGGAUGAAGGCGAACCAGGACUCAUUCGAGCUGCAGAUGGCAGCCACAGAAAAAAGUUUGGCGGAACUGUCGUCUCAAAAAUCCAAAUCGGCGCCGAAAGUAGUAGCGUGUACUUCGAAAGCGGGGCAUUUCGGCAAAAUGGAAGCUGAUCAUCGAAAAGCUGUGCCAGAACUUCGACCGCCCGGAACAACUGCUCUCAAGUCUGCUGGACUUGGUGAAUCGGCUGGAACCCUCGAAGCCGGACAAUCUGAAGAGGUUUGUUCCAUUCGGAGACACGGUGGAGCAACUCUGGCCAUCUGGAAGCAACACCUCGUCAACCCAUUGCUGAUAAAGUCGCUGGUCGCCAAGCUGCCGGAUCGAGCUUGGCUCCAUUACUGGCGAAGUCGAGGGGAAACAACGUUGCGGACGCUGUCGGAUUUCCUGAUGGACAUUGUGAAGUACAAUCCGCCGCCGUCGCUAGAAGCAGCUUCCUUAUCCGGAAAGAAGAGUUGGAAACACGGUCGGACCGAGUGCACACAUACGGACAAAAACAAAAUGGAGGUCUUGUUCCGGAUCGUUCCGGUGCAGCUACACUGCGGCGGAAAAACGAUUCCAGUUCAGGCGUUCCUGGACGAAGGGGCUACCGUUACGCUGGUGAAAAACAAAAGCUCGCCGACCGUCUGA
Molecule: messenger RNA, 1677 nt
Organism: Aedes albopictus (Asian tiger mosquito)
Lineage: Eukaryota; Metazoa; Arthropoda; Insecta; Diptera; Culicidae
Exons: 4
Coding region: 1-1677 (558 amino acids)
Source: RefSeq, a predicted model, not a curated record